This is a messenger RNA of Papaver somniferum (opium poppy), 1402 nucleotides long. Its product is annotated as E3 ubiquitin-protein ligase RNF25-like. The transcript is spliced from 7 exons. Gene Ontology annotation, biological process: protein ubiquitination. The record is from RefSeq and is a predicted model, not a curated record. Gene Ontology annotation, cellular component: nucleus. Gene Ontology annotation, molecular function: ubiquitin protein ligase activity; protein binding. Lineage: Eukaryota; Viridiplantae; Streptophyta; Magnoliopsida; Ranunculales; Papaveraceae. Bases 61 to 1134 code for a protein of 357 amino acids.
AAAAAAGGAAAAAAAAAAAAAAAGAAACAGAGAAAGUGAAAAGAGAAAGAAUCAAAAUCAAUGGCUGAAGAAGAAGAAGUACUCUUUGAAGUUGAAGCUGUUGAAUCGGUUUAUGAAAAAGAUUGUUCUGUUCUCCAGCGUUACCCACCUCAUCUCAAUAUUCAUAUCAAACCUAGAACUGCUGAGGAUUCUUCACAACAGUUUGUGGAAGCUGUUCUUUGCUUACAAGCAGGACCUAAGUACCCUGAGGAGCCACCACAAAUCGACAUUAAGGAGUCAAAGGGUCUUGAUGAGGAACGGAAAGUACGUUUGUUAAAUAUCUUAAGGGAGAAAUCCCAAGAACUGUGUUCAUGUCUCAUGCUUGUAGCACUUUGUGAGGAAGCAGUGGAGGCUCUAACAAACAUGAACCAUCCUGAUGGGGAUUGCCCUUUAUGCUUGAAUACUCUACGUAAAGAUGAUACAGAAGGCGAUUUCCUGCCAUUUAUGAAGUUGAUGUCCUGCUUUCACUGCUUUCACAGUGAAUGCAUUAUAAGGUGGUGGAAGUGGCUCCAGGAGCAGAAGGAAACAAAUCCGGAUGCUUCAAGUGUCUCUUCUUCACAAUCUAGAAAUUUAGAGAGCUCAGAUUCACAUAGAACAGUUAACCUGAAUCCUGGACUCUGUCCUGUCUGCCGCAUGGUUUUUCAAACAAAGGACAUUGAACAUGUCCUUGAUUUGGUUGGAACCAAUUUAUCUCAAAUGAAUUUUACUGGAGCUGAAAUUGAGUAUGAAAAGGAGGUCUUGCAAUCGGAAGCUGAAAAUGCUAGAAGAAAGAAAUUUGAAGCCGUGUUGAAGUUACAAGAAGAGAAUAGUGGGCUGAUUGAACCUAAAAGAACCGAGGUUUUACGGCCAGGAAUGUUUCUUCCAGAACCACCUGUCGUGCAACCUAAGGAGACUGCCGAACCUAUCUCUGAACUACCACAACAAACAGAUCCAAACUGCAAACCUACCCCUCCCUUUGAGACAGGUUCAAGCCGAUCCUCAAACAAGCCUAGUAGCAGCAGCCAACGUAAGAACUGGGGGUCAAAAGCAAGGAAUAAAUCACGAGAUUCAAGAGAACAACCAAGGAAGUGGAUCCAGAAAGACGUUGGACAGUAACAGAGAGUGUGAACUCAUAACAUUUUAUUCAUCUGGUUUGUGAUAAAGCAAGUUUGUAAUAGUGAUGAAAAAGAAAAUUAGGCUAUAUAAUUAUACUCCUAUCUGUUAGUGUAUAUGAUGGUGGGAUAUGCACAAGAGAGAACUUUCAUGUUUCUGGUUCUUGGCACAUAGAAGUGUUCCAUAUCCCACCCUACCCAAAAACUGAAUCAAGCAGAAACUUUUACACACUGCUGAGCUGAUUUUGAAGGAAGCCCAUCAAGUUUUUAUA